This is a messenger RNA of Trichoplusia ni (cabbage looper), 2183 nucleotides long. Its product is annotated as angiotensin-converting enzyme-like. The record is from RefSeq and is a predicted model, not a curated record. Bases 91 to 2157 code for a protein of 688 amino acids. Gene Ontology annotation, biological process: proteolysis. Gene Ontology annotation, molecular function: metallopeptidase activity; peptidyl-dipeptidase activity. NCBI's taxonomy places the organism in Eukaryota, Metazoa, Arthropoda, Insecta, Lepidoptera, Noctuidae. The transcript is spliced from 15 exons. Gene Ontology annotation, cellular component: plasma membrane.
AUUAAUUCAAGAUUUAAAUUAAGUGGUUUUGUUAAAUAAGUGUGUUAAUUGAUGUUAUUUGACAGUUGAAGUUAAGUUUUUAAAUUCAACAUGGAGGCGUGCAAAGGCGCGGUGUUUCGUCUGACACUUUUUGCUUUCUUAACACGGUAUGCAAUGUGUCAGGAAUACUUUAGAAUGGGUGUGAACACAAACUCUGCAGAGGCGUCACAGUUUCUAAGAGAGUAUGACAGAGAGGCAUCCGGGAUGUGCUACAGGGUCACCAUGUCCCAAUGGCGUUUUGUGACCAAUAUCACCGAGAACAACCGCCGUCGCAUGCUGGAGGAGCUGGCCCUCAGCUCCAAGUUCGAGAGGUUGUCCUGGAGGAAAGCGGCAGCAUACGACGCGACCAGACUGUCAGACCCCCAGGGGAGGCGGCAGCUGAUGAAGAUUGUGAUGGGGAGUAGGGCCGCGUUACCUGAUGAUAAGUAUUCUGAGCUCCAGCAACUAAUAACCGAAAUGAAGGAAAUCUACAACUCUGCAAAGAUUUGUCCUUACGGCCAGAAACCCUACGACCCCCACAUCCCAAGGGAAUACAUCCCUGAAUACCAGACUAUGGGGCAAACGUACCAUCUGGCGAAUCAACCAUACCAACAUUAUCAGCCUUAUACAGAAUCUUCGGAGUCAAAUUAUUGUGAUAUGCAGCUUGAUCCGGAAAUAUCAAGGAUCCUGGCACAUUCCAGGAUCGAGAGUGAAUUACUGUACGUGUGGAAGAGUUUCCGAGAUCAAACCGGACCCAAGUUGAGGAAUCGGUUCAUGAGAUAUGUUCAGCUCGCGAACCAAGCAGCUGUUGCUACUGGUUACAGAGACGCCGGCGACCAGAUGCGAGCUCCCUACGAGGACCAAUCGUUCAGAGCCAGUGUCGAGGAGAUCUACAACCAGGUGCAGCCGCUCUACAAGCAGCUGUUCACGUACGUCAGACGGAAGCUGGUGCAGCGCUACGGGGAGACCACGGUGCGGUCUGAUGGACCGAUACCGGCGCAUCUGUUGGGUAACAUGUGGGCACAGAACUGGAAGUCCAUCAUGGACAUCGUGAUGCCGUUCCCGCAGUCACCGAACGUUGACGUCACCGCCGAGAUGCUCCGGCAGGGGUUCACUCCUCUUAGGAUGUUCCAGAUGGCUGAGGAGUUCUACACGUCGAUGGGUCUGAAGCCGGUGCCGCCGGAGUUCUGGCGCGGCUCGCUGCUGGCGCGCCCCCCCCAGCGCAGCGUGCAGUGCACCGCCAGCGCCUGGGACUUCUGCAACAGGAUCGACUAUAGGAUCAAGCAGUGUACAGAGGUGACCCAGCAGGACCUGGUCUCCACGCACCACGAGCUGGCGCACAUCCAGUACUACCUGCAGUAUGCUGAGCAGCCGCAGCUGUUCCGCGACGGAGCCAACCCUGCUUUCCAUGAAGCAGUAGCGAAUGCGGCCACUCUCUCUGUCUACAAUCUACCUCAUUUGCAAAGAGUUGGACUUUAUCAAAAUAAGAGUCACGAUCCGUAUGAGGUGGGCAUGAACUUCCUGAUGACCAUGGCUCUAGAGAAGGUGGCUUACUUGCCAUUUGCAUUCAUGGUUGACCAGUGGCGAUGGUCGGUAUUCGAAGAUGGAGUGCAGAAUAUGAAUACAAGAUGGUGGCAAAUGAAACUCAGAUAUCAGGGUGUAAUACCGCCAUUAUCAAGAUCUGAAGGGGAUUUCGACCCAGGAUCCAAAUACCACAUUGUUUCUGACCAGGAGUACGUGAAAUACUUCCUAGCGACGAUCCUGGAGUUCCAGAUCUUCGAGCAGCUGUGCCAGGCGUCCGGUCACACAGGACACCUGUACGAGUGUGACGUGUACCGGAGCAGGGACGCCGGGAGGCUGCUGAGUGAAAUAAUGCAAGCUGGAUCAUCAAAACCCGCUUCAGAGAUCAUUAAAUCCAUGACCAGAGGGAAAACCAACCGGAUAUCACCAGAGGCUCUUGUCAAGUACUUCCGUCCCUUAGAGCUGUGGCUUCGAGUACAGAACCGUGACGAAAGCCUCAUAGGGUGGAACUCCAAUUACCACGACGUAGCCCUCUUCGCCCCUCAGAGAGGUCAGGCGGACACGCGGGGCAUAUCUUGUAUAGCACUAGUUCUAAGCUCUAUCCUCACUUUGUUAUAAUUCUGUAUUAAUAAAUUGACACUUGA